This is a messenger RNA of Brettanomyces nanus, 1431 nucleotides long. RefSeq lists its product as uncharacterized. Bases 1 to 1431 code for a protein of 476 amino acids. The transcript has a single exon. The record is from RefSeq and is a predicted model, not a curated record. Gene Ontology annotation, molecular function: metalloaminopeptidase activity; manganese ion binding. NCBI's taxonomy places the organism in Eukaryota, Fungi, Ascomycota, Pichiomycetes, Pichiales, Pichiaceae.
AUGGCUAUGGAAGGACCUUCAGAACUAAAAGGUAUUAAGUACCCUGCAAAGGCUCACUCUUUGAAUGUCAAAAGGCAUUUCUUAUCAAAAAAAAAGGAUGCCAUUAACUCGGCCUUCUUCGUUUCUGGUACUAGCCUAGAGUUCUUUGCUUACUGCGAUGAAACAAUCCCUUUAAGACAGAACAGAUAUUUCCAUUAUCUUAGUGGUAUCAACCAAAUUCCUGGUUGUUAUAUUUUGUAUACUUUAGCCGACCAGAAGUUGACUUUAUAUCUUCCCGAGAUCGACUAUGAUGACGUUAUGUGGAGUGGAAUGCCGAUAAGUUUGAAGGAAGCAAAGGAAAAGUUUGACGUGGACGUUGUAGAGUACGAAAGUGCCAUAGAAUCCAAGUUGACACAACUUGUUGCUGAUAGGAUCGUCAUUUAUACUACGGAUACCGAGAAUUAUGCGAAGAAACCAUUUUCAAAGUUGGUGAGAGCCGGUGAUAAGGACUUUUUCUACGCCUUAGAUGAAUCCCGUUUGAUCAAGGACAGCUAUGAAAUCAGUAUGAUGAAAUAUGCCAACAAGAUCACUGCCAACUCCCAUGUUGCUGUGAUGGCUGCUCAGCCGAUCGAGCAGAACGAAACCCAUAUGCAUGCCGAGUUUAUCUACCACUCGAUUAGACAAGGUUCCAAAUUCCAAAGUUACGAUCCUAUAUGCUGUUCGGGUCCUAACUGUGGUACGUUGCACUAUAUGAAGAACGACGACACCAUGGUGAAGAAAUGUAGCACCUUGAUUGAUGCUGGCGCAGACUGGGAAUGUUAUGCGUCUGAUGUCACCCGAUGCUUUCCGAUUAGUGGAGAGUGGACUAAGGAGCAUAUGGAUAUUUACGAGACUGUUCAGGACAUGCAAAAACAAGUCUUGGAUGGUAUCAAACCUGGCGUUUCAUGGGAUCAUUUACAUCUUCUUGCUCACAAGGUGAUGAUUAAGCACUUCCUUAACUUGGGUCUAUUCAUCAACGGUACUGAGGAGGAAAUUUUUGAUAGUAAAGUUUCUGUUUGGUUCUUCCCCCAUGGGUUGGGACACUUAAUUGGUCUAGACACGCAUGAUGUUGGUGGAUAUCCAAAUUACGACGACCCUGAUAUUCGAUUGAGAUGGUUACGGUUAAGAAGAAAGCUAUUGCCGGGUAUGGUUGUAACCGAUGAGCCAGGUGUCUACUUCAAUGACUAUUUACUUGAGAAUGCUUACAAAGAGCCAAAAAUGGCAAAGUACAUCGACAAAGACGUUGUCAGAAAGUACAUGAAUGUUGGUGGUGUCAGAAUCGAAGAUGACAUUUUGGUUACCAAAAAUGGUCAUGAAAAUUUGACUGUAGUGACAAGUGAUCCGGAGGAAAUCUCGAAGAUUGUGAAGAAGGGAAUCGCCAAGGGUAAGAAGGGAUUUCAUGUUGUUGUAUAA